Molecule: messenger RNA, 1389 nt
Organism: Halichondria panicea
Lineage: Eukaryota; Metazoa; Porifera; Demospongiae; Suberitida; Halichondriidae
Product: beta-1,3-galactosyltransferase 6-like
Exons: 3
Coding region: 178-1302 (374 amino acids)
Biological process (GO): glycosaminoglycan biosynthetic process
Cellular component (GO): Golgi membrane
Molecular function (GO): UDP-galactosyltransferase activity
Source: RefSeq, a predicted model, not a curated record
CAACACGUUCAUUUUGUGGUUUUCAUAGAAGUUGAAAACAGAUGAUAAUGCCCACCAUAGAAAUCCCUAGAAUGGUAUAGACUAGACAGACUUGAAGGAGAUAUGAUAGAGAUAGGUCCUCUGUUACACUAAGUGAACAAGCAAGUUUGGAUCAGCAAUAACUGAGCCCUUCCCCUGAUGGCUUCAAUUUCUCUGUUAAAGGGGCCAAAAGAAGUCCUACAGAUAGAAUUUUCAAGACUUUUUGCGUUGAGAUAUGUUGUUCAUCUCAUCAGAUACAUCCAAAAAUUAUUGCUGCGAUCAACUCAUUUGAGAAUUGCUGCCCUUUUUAUCUUUGCUGUCUUAGUAAUUGCGUACACUCUCUACUCUGGCCAAGAUCGGCUACAAGACUCAAGCUGGAUCGUUCCUGAAACUUGUAAAGCAAGCAAUUGUCAUAUAAAACAACCUCUUCUGAUGGCCGAAAUGUCUCCAAACUUGCUUCUCAUACUUAUUCAUUCCAGUGUUGGCGGAAAUGCUAGACGAAGUGCUAUCAGGAAAACGUGGCUCUCUCACCUUACCAAUGAAGAGAGCUUUCCAAUACAGUACAGGUUUGUAUUGGGUGGUAAAGAUAUGGACGCAAAAACACUAGAGAUCAUUCAAAAAGAAUUUCGAGAAUUCAGAGAUAUUAUUGUCUUACCAGAUGUCACAGACUCCGUAUAUUCUCUUACUUACAGAACUAUAGGAAGUUUCAAACACAUUUACUACAAUAUGAACAAAUUCUUAUACAUCAUGAAAUGUGACGAUGAUACUAUGGUGGAUGUGAUGCGAAUUGCUUCAGAACUUCAACUGAGAAAAACAAAAGGUCUUUUCUUCUGGGGCUAUAUGGAUGGUCGUGCUCCUAUAUUGGGAUGGCCUUCGCGGUACAGUGAAAAUGAAUGGUUUAUUUGCAAGAAAUAUUUGCCGUAUGCACUUGGUGGUGGCUACCUGUUGUCUGGAGAUUUGGUCGGGCUGCUUGUACAGAAUGAACAGUUUUUGAAGAUGUACAGAAAUGAGGAUGCUGCCCUAGGGUCAUGGUUUGCACCCUAUAACCUUGAAUAUAAGCAUGAUUCUCGAUUUAACACAGAGUCGUCUUCUAGAGGAUGCAAAGACCCGUUUUUAAUCCUUCAUAAAGUUUCUUCUAGUGAUAUGUUUUAUUACCACAAUUCUUACGAGCAAGAAGACAGAUACUGUUCACGGAGAACUAAUUGGCACUCUUAUCAUGGCUAUCUGUAUAAUUGGAAAGCUGUACCGACUGAUUGCUGUCUUAAGAAUGCUGCAGUGCCCUAGUGUCUAUUAGUGUGUGUGUGUGUGUAUGUGUGUGUUAUGAUCAAUGAUGUGGGCUGUGCUCAUGAAAAAUAACUUACUUGUUAUUUC